UCUUGAUGAUGGUCGAUCAUGUGAGGCUGGGCUUGAUGCUUGUGAUGUAUGAACGAUGUCCACUUCUACUGGUCUGUUCUGUAGGUACCCAUAGCUAUAGCUCUCGGUUAGUCUUAGUUAGACUGUUAACUAGAUAACAGGUCUCUGCCAAUAUUUGGUUGUUGCCUACCGCGGGCACCCAUGUUACGAGAAAAUGACUUUAUGUGGUAUUCGGUGUGGUGUGAGAAUGAAAAUGGAUUUUCGAUAUAGUGGGAAAUUUAAUUUUUAUAACCACUAUACACUCCUAUUAGGCCUCGUGAGUGUCCUGUUCGGCUUCAGGAAUACGAUGGGAGCACCUGUAGAGAGUAGAGAUUUUGAUCCUUGGUGGACGCAUCCUUGUACAGGAGUAGUGCACCUCAGGCACGCAAGGAGUGGCAGGAGUAGAGUCGAAAUCGAAUUCAAAAUACUAAACAAUAAUAUGCAGAAUACGUGGGAAAAAAUGCAAGCACUGUAUCAGCAGCAACAAGUGCAAAGCAAUAUGCGAAGUAAAUGUCCCAGAAUGAACCUCGUCCUAGCUCUGUUGAAUAACAGAACGAAAAAAGGCAAUUUUAGACGACAAGCUAACCACAUAUUCUACCAGUCAGUCGUAGAACUUAGUAAGUUUGUCAACCAAGUGAAACAAAUCCCCAUCAAUACAGAAGGUAAACUCAACCUGGAGAAACGUAGGGACAUCUAUGAUGACAUUGAGCUGAAUCUGAGGAGCUUCCUGUGCACCUACAACGAAAGCAUUAGUCGAAUGCGUGUCCCUCCAAAUAUGCCAACAAAAAAGAUCAGCAAUCUCCUAUCAACGAGGUGCUUGCCGAAAUCCAUGGAUCUCACCAGAGCCCAAAUGUUUGAUUAUGAUCUAAUUAAGAAAUUGAAGAGAUUCUUUAAUCAAAGCUCAAAAAAGCUUGAUAAAAUAAAGAAGAAAAAUAGAACGUGGAAGAAACAGGAGUUAAGAAAGAAACAGGAGAUGUCGAAAAGGAAGGAGAUGCGAAAGAAACAGGAUAUGCAGAAUCACGUGUCCAAUUUCAAUCACAGAAAUAACAAAAGGACUAACCUAAAAAAAGAUAAAAAAGUGCGCCAGACUAUUGUGUUUUAAGUUAAAUCUGUGAUUGGUAUUGGUAUAUUUGUUGUGUAAAGAAAGAAAAAAUUCUGUGAUAUUAGAUUUAAGAUAACGUUUUUAAUUUAUUCUAUUUAUUCAGUAUGUUAGGGAUGCUAUGUUCUCAAAAAAAUAUAAAAUACGCUUAGAAACCGAAAAAUUCAGGAAAUAUAUUUGACAAGGUCUGCAUCAACGCGAAUAGAAUUAUUAUAGAUAAAUAAGUAACCGAUAUUUUUGAAGCAAUAAGAAAAAUUAAAUAAUUUAUAAUUUUACCAUUUCUCGAAUUUCGGUAAAUUAUUAUCGACGAAUAAUACUUUUUCUACGACAAUAUUUAAAUAAAUUAAUAUUGUUUUUGAAUUUAUUAAUAAAAGGCAAUACAUAUUUCGCAAUACUAAGUAAGAAUUUUAUUAUUUUUGUUCUGUUUUUAAAAAUACUUUCAAAAACAAUUAUUUAUAUAAAAGAGUCGUAUAAAAAAUACAGAUGUAGACUAUUUAGUUCCUUUUUGGUGUAUUUUUCUCUAUCGGUGGUACUUGUGGUACUCAUACUCACCGAUGUUGUAUUAUAUGAUGUGAUAUAUUUGAAUAGGCUUGCAUAAAAAUAUUUUUUUAUUAAAUUUGUUUUAUGUUUAUAAGUAAACUAAAAAGAAAAUUUUUCUUCGUUCAGGAAUUAAUUUUUAUGCGUGCAAGUAUUAGUAUUUUUACAUUACGAGGGUCAUGAGAAAACUUUUGCCUAAAUAUACGAGGUGCGGUCUAAAAUUUUACGAACUUUUUGAAUACUAGAUGUAGAAAUAAUAUAUUUUUUUAUGAUCUCAAUAGGUGUUAUACAAUUUUAAUAUAUAUGUUUAAGAAUCUUAAAUUUGGAAACUAUGUAGAAAAUUAUUACCCAGAUCUUAAUUUGCUGUUUUUAAAUCAUUUAGAGCUAAAAAUAUUUUACUACAUCAAGUGCAAAAUUAAAAAAACUGAAACAAUAAUUUUUAAAUAACUUUAUUAUAUUAAAAGGUAGCUACAACUAGAUCAUAUCUCAAUAACUUGCACACAAUUUUCCUCAUGUCCCUCGUAACUAGAGACUGAAUUUUUGCCUUAUUGUAAUAAUUAGUAUUAGCGAAUAAAAAUCAGUCUCACUAUUGUGAUUACAUAUAUGUAUAUUGAAGUCGAAUAUACAAAAUUUCUGUCCCAAUUUGACAGUAUUUGAAAUUUUUAGUAUUUUUGUUUUUUUUUUUUUUACUUUUUUUUUGUCUAAUUUAAUCAUGUUAUCAUUCCAAUGUAUUUAUUUUAUUUAUUACCAUUUUCAUUCCAUUUUAUUUAUUUAUUGAAAUAGAAAUUAAUUGUGAAUAUUUUUUUUUGACAAUUUUUUUCGCAAUGAAAUUAUGUAA
Molecule: messenger RNA, 2492 nt
Organism: Psylliodes chrysocephalus
Lineage: Eukaryota; Metazoa; Arthropoda; Insecta; Coleoptera; Chrysomelidae
Source: the annotation of a GenBank genome assembly